Molecule: messenger RNA, 1326 nt
Organism: Plasmopara halstedii
Lineage: Eukaryota; Oomycota; Peronosporomycetes; Peronosporales; Peronosporaceae
Product: Nonsense-mediated decay protein Upf3
Exons: 6
Coding region: 1-1326 (441 amino acids)
Biological process (GO): nuclear-transcribed mRNA catabolic process, nonsense-mediated decay; positive regulation of translation
Cellular component (GO): nucleolus; cytoplasm
Molecular function (GO): mRNA binding
Source: RefSeq, a predicted model, not a curated record
AUGACUCCGCCGCCUCGCCGCGGCUUGGGUAAAGGCCGCGGGCGCGGGGGACGAGGAGGCGAACGCGACCAGAGCGGUGUUAUUAACAAUCAUAUCAGUGAAAGCUCAACCUUAAAGCUUAAAAAACGCGAGCGAGGAAACAGUAGCAACAAGCGUGGCGGGGGACGUGGGAGCGGAGCCUCGUCUACUGCCUCGUCCUCAUCCGCUACAUCUGCAAGGCCUACGCGUGCGGUGACAACGGUCUUAAAAAAAGUGGUGGUUCGCAACAUUCCCCCAACAGCUUCGGAAUCGGAGGCGCGGGAGCUGCUGCAGGCGCAUGGUGUAAGCGAUGAGCUGAUUUGGCGCUUUGUUCCUGGCCUCAAGCGGAGCAAAAAUCGUCCAUCAACGCCUGCACGUCUUUACUUAGAUAUGAAACACGAACCGGAAAGCGCGCGCAAGCUUAUUGCUUCGCUUCACGGACAAUUUUUCUAUCCAGAUUUAAAGGAUCAAGGGGGUUUUCAACCGCUGGACGUUGAGUUUGCUCCUUUUCAAAAAAUUCCACGCGAAAAACAGCGCAAGGAUGCAAAAGAUGGAAUGUUAGACCGUGAUCCGGAAUAUAUCGCGUUUUUGGAGGAUCUGGCCAAGCCAAAAGACAAACUUCCAAGUGUUGAAACGCUAAUGGAUAUGGUAGAUGGCGAGACAGUGGAAAAGCCGGUCGCGGCUUUAGUCAAGUACAUGAACGAGCGGAAGGCCCACAUACGUGACAAAGGAAAAGGAAAAUCAAGUGCUAAAUCACUCGAUAAAAGUGGGCGUCGGCAAAAGGAAAAGAUUGACGGAUCAAAGCAGAAAGGACCAAAAGAUAAGGCAAAGUCUGCGAAGGAUCGUCAGAAAAAAAGAAUUGGCGAGACGGGAACAAUCUUAGAUUCCAUUUCGCGCAAGCAACGGGGAAAAAAUUUGUUAAGAGAGGAUGUGCAGGAAGCCUAUACUGAGGAGGCUGCCCAACCGGGGAGUGUGCAUAUCAUGACGCAGAAAAAGUCGGCCGCCGCUACCCCUGCCGGCAAAGCGAUGGGAGUAACGCCACUUCAAAAUAUUUCGUUGGAUUCCACAUCAGAAACGCUUGGCCCUAAAGUCGGCAAGAAGUCCGGUGGUCGUGGACGGAUUAACUCGAAAAAGGGUAAAGAUGGGGGCGAAAAGGCUGAGGGCCCUAGUAGGACCGAUGUUAGACAUCCAUCACGUCGUAAAGGCGAAAAAGGUGGUAAAAAGGAGUCGACCGACAAACUCGAACGGAAAAAAAAAGUCUUUGCCCCAAAGGAUGCAACUGCGCAAGGCACUCCUGCCAAGAGCUGA